AUGCGUUGUGUUCUUGUUCGUAUCGGCUUUCUCUUAGUGCCACGCCCUUGGGUUGCGCUGCUCGAGACAAAAACACGCUUUGAGCACACGCUGAUCGACCUCGAGAAGAAACCGCCGGAGUUCCUGAGGCUGUCGCCAACCGGCCUCGUGCCUCUCCUCGUGAUGGAUGACGGGGAGGUGGUGACGGAGUCAGCGGUCGUCGCGAGGCGCGUGGCGACAGAGUUCCGCACUCGGCACACAAACUUGCUUCCGAGCGCCGAGACGGCUGCCAUCGACGCCUUCGUGGGUGUGUGGACAAGCCAGGUCGAGCCGGCUUAUUACACGGUGCUCAAGGCCGAGUCCGAGGCGCAGGUCCGCACUGCCGUCGCCGGCCUCCUGGAGACGCUACGUGCGGUGGAGGCAUCUCUGUGGGAGCGCACGAUGGCGCGAGGAGGCUGA
Messenger RNA from Emiliania huxleyi CCMP1516, 438 nucleotides. RefSeq lists its product as hypothetical. NCBI's taxonomy places the organism in Eukaryota, Haptophyta, Isochrysidales, Noelaerhabdaceae. The coding region runs from base 1 to 438 and encodes 145 amino acids. The transcript is spliced from 2 exons. Gene Ontology annotation, cellular component: cytoplasm. The record is from RefSeq and is a predicted model, not a curated record.